AUGUCGAUAUUCGACAAUUACAGCCCAGUGGGUUGGAUGAGGUUCAGACUCGCCACUUUAAUUCUAAACAUAUUAGUUGUGUUGCUUCAACUUUUUCUCUUUUCAGCUCUUCCCUACAUUAUCUAUCUCUUAAGUUCCUGGGAUCCAGUAUAUUUCGAUCUAGAUCCACACUAUGUAAUGAUCAGUAGCGCUCCUUUCAUUGCUCAGCUGAAGAUUAACCUCACGCUAACCAUAUCGAUUGCUAUGGAGAGAAUAUUGGCCCUGUAUUUCCCGGUCGCUUUCCGCAUGCUGUCUUCUCGGUCGUAUGCCAUGUUUUGCGUGUUGUUCGGAUUUUUCUUAGCAAUAUGGGAUCUUGUCCUUGAGUUCUCACUCUCGCCGUCCAACCACUCUCCCAACUGUCUCUCUGUCGGUUGUUUUUUAUGUGAGCAGUUUCGCUGGUAUUGGGGAAUCAGCAACAUGGUGAGGUUUUUCUUUCUCAACACCGUCUACAAAUUUUGUACAUGCUCAAAAAAGUUCAAGCAGGUAGUUCAUGAUUUUUUCCAGUAUGGAAGAAGUUUUGCUGCUUAUCGCACUGGGUUCCUUCUUAUAUCAUUGGUAUUUGUUACGAUUCCAAGUGUUGGUGCUGGAAUGGUUGAAAUGAUCGGCUUUUCUGUUUUCAAAGCCAUUGGUUCUUUCUACAUUUUUGGCUUACUCUGUGCAGGUUGUAAUUACACUAUCAAAAUAAGCGUUCUGAUUCUUUAUUUUAGGCAUACUUACCAGUGCUCUACUCCUUACUUUAAACGAGAAAGUGCGAGUAGUGGCGAAAACAUAUAUCGCUGGAAGACGCCGAUCACGUGUCGUUACUCUAUCCGCUGCUAA
Molecule: messenger RNA, 858 nt
Organism: Angiostrongylus costaricensis
Lineage: Eukaryota; Metazoa; Nematoda; Chromadorea; Rhabditida; Metastrongylidae
Source: the annotation of a GenBank genome assembly